This is a messenger RNA of Staurois parvus, 459 nucleotides long. NCBI's taxonomy places the organism in Eukaryota, Metazoa, Chordata, Amphibia, Anura, Ranidae. The record is from the annotation of a GenBank genome assembly.
AUGUACACACACAACACACACAUACAGACACAUGUACACACACACAUACAGACACAUGUAUACGCACACAGGCACGUGCAUACACACAGAUACAUGUACAUACACAGAAAUACACACGCACAGACACAUGUACAUACAUACACAUGUACGUACAUACACACAAACAACAACACAACAUGUACAUACACACACAGAAACAUGUACACACACACACACACAUACAACACAUGUACACACACACAUACAGACACAUGUAUACGCACACAGGCACGUGCAUACACACAGAUACAUGUACAUACACAGAAAUACACACGCACAGACACAUGUACAUACAUACACUCCUUGCUUUGCUUUCACUGUGCUCAGCUAUUGAGGGCUCCCAAUGCCAAUGACAGAUCCGGCCUGAGCUCCGAGCCUGCUCAGCAAGACCGCCCUGGGGGACACACUUGCCUCCACCAU